This is a messenger RNA of Penicillium cataractarum, 1488 nucleotides long. Its product is annotated as HesA/MoeB/ThiF family protein. Bases 1 to 1488 code for a protein of 495 amino acids. Gene Ontology annotation, cellular component: cytosol; cytoplasm. Gene Ontology annotation, molecular function: URM1 activating enzyme activity; adenylyltransferase activity; thiosulfate-cyanide sulfurtransferase activity. Gene Ontology annotation, biological process: tRNA wobble position uridine thiolation; protein urmylation. NCBI's taxonomy places the organism in Eukaryota, Fungi, Ascomycota, Eurotiomycetes, Eurotiales, Aspergillaceae. The transcript is spliced from 3 exons. The record is from RefSeq and is a predicted model, not a curated record.
AUGAGUCAUCUGGAAGAAAAGUGCGCCUCCCUGCGAGCGCAAAUUGCAGCUACCGAGGCACAGCUUGCUGGGCUCAAACGGGAGCUUGCGAGCGCUCAGGAAGCUGCCGCGGCGAACUCAAACAGAGCAGAAGGCUCGGACAGCAACCAGCAAGAUCAACCAAAGACAGAGUCUCGAUGGCCGCUACUGCAAGAGGAGUAUAAGCGGUAUGGUAGACAGAUGAUUGUCUCCCAAGUCGGGUUGGAAGGUCAACUGAAGCUGCGAGCAGCCAAAGUCCUUCUGGUGGGGGCUGGUGGUCUGGGAUGCCCUGCUGCACAGUAUCUUGCUGGCGCCGGUGUGGGUACACUCGGCCUGAUUGAUGGGGACACGGUCGAGGUCUCGAAUCUACAUCGCCAGGUCCUCCACCGUAGCCGCAAUGUGGGCAAAUUCAAGGUGGACAGUGCCAUUGAGUCUUUGCGAGAGCUGAAUCCUCAUCCGACCUACAUUGCCCACCGAACCCACCUCAUGCCCAGCGAGGCACCCGUGAUCUUUGCUCAAUAUGACCUGAUUCUUGAUUGCACGGAUAAUCCUGCGACACGAUACCUGAUUUCGGAUACUGCAGUGCUCUUGGGGAAACCAUUGGUCUCUGCAUCCGCCUUGCGCACUGAAGGACAACUGAUGGUGUUGAACAAUCCUCCUCGCCGACCUGGCGACAAAGACGGAGGGCCUUGCUAUCGCUGUGUUUUCCCAAAGCCUCCUCCCGCUGAUAGUGUUGUGAGCUGUGCGGAUGGAGGCAUCUUGGGCCCAGUGGUUGGCACCAUGGGCGUGUUGCAGGCUCUGGAAGCGAUCAAGGUCAUCACUACCGGUGCUGGCAAAGAACAACCCCCGGGGACAGGUUCACGAGAAUCUCCUCUGCUGCACAUGUUCUCCGCAUAUUCUAAUCCCUUGUUCCGUACGAUUCGCAUCCGUUCUCGUCGGACCAAUUGCGCGGUAUGCUCUGCGGAAGCCACUAUUACCUUGGAUACCAUCACCUCCGGAUCUACGGACUAUGUGUUCUUCUGUGGCUCAGCUCAUCCACCGUCACUUCUCGCCCCCGAUGAACGCAUAUCGGCACGAGAGUAUCACGACAAAUAUUCACUUGUCGAUUUCAGAGCCCAAGACUCAUCUGGUCAGCCGUCCUCUCCAAGGGGACAUACGAUUAUCGACGUGCGAGACAAGGUUCAAUUUGGAAUCUGCAGUCUGGAAGAGAGUAUCAAUAUUCCCAUUUCGAACAUUCUGGCCGCCACAUCAACAGAUGAAACUCCAUCGUGGGUUCCAGCGGAGCUGGCCGCUUCCGAGUCCAAUGACCCAAUAUACGUUGUCUGUCGACUCGGGAACGACUCCCAGCUUGCAGUCCAGAGAAUGAAGGAUUUGGGGCUGGACCGCGAUGGACAAAGAUUCAUUGGAGACAUCAGAGGCGGCCUUCGCGCAUGGCGAGAACAAGUGGACCCUCAAUGGCCAGAAUACUAA